Ilyonectria robusta is the source of this 1679-nucleotide messenger RNA. Its product is annotated as major facilitator superfamily domain-containing protein. The record is from RefSeq and is a predicted model, not a curated record. Lineage: Eukaryota; Fungi; Ascomycota; Sordariomycetes; Hypocreales; Nectriaceae. Bases 152 to 1591 code for a protein of 479 amino acids. Gene Ontology annotation, molecular function: transmembrane transporter activity. Gene Ontology annotation, biological process: transmembrane transport. Gene Ontology annotation, cellular component: fungal-type vacuole membrane. The transcript is spliced from 2 exons.
CCCAAUUGACGCACAAUUCAGGCCCUCCGAUUGCGGGGAUGUGGUGUCCACUGUGGUUCCCAUGCCCAACCGACGGCCGGAACAAUCCCGCUAGUUGGUCAUAAAUACCUACGCCGCACCGCUUCUGCUGUUAACCCACAACCUCGUCAACAUGAGCAGUCUUCCCAAGUCUACAAUUCAAGGCAUCACGAUGCCUCUGUCAGACCAAGCCCCAAAUAUGACCGAAGAGAUGGGCCAGUCGAGUCUCACCGCGGAGAUAAGUCCCAAGCAAAAGCAUUCAAAGAAACUCCAGGUGCUCAUUGUAGUCGCCGCUUUCACCAUCAACUUCACAGCUUGCGGUCUCCUUUACGGCUUCGGCGUCUACCAAGCCCACUACGAAACAAUGGCUUUGGAAAAGGCCACCCCGUUUACCGGAGCUUCGCCUGCCGAAAUCGACCUCAUCGGCAGCCUCUCAAAUUCCGUCAUGAACCUCGGCGCCCCCUUUGCGGUAGCAUGGGCCAAGAAUUGGAACGCGCAUCUCGUCAUCUGCGCUGGUGGUCUUCUAUACGGAAUAGCCAGCGUUCUGGCGAGCUUCGGGACCGCGCUGUGGCACUUCCAACUGACCCAGGGCUUCCUACUAGGCGUCGCGACUUGUCUAUCACUCAUGUGCUCUAUGACGGUGGUGCCUACAUGGUUCGAUAGACACAGAGCCCUGGCAAUGGGUAUUAUUUCUUCCGGCACUGGCAUUGGUGGCCUCGUCUGGGCACCCGCCUUACGGUAUUGCAUUGACCAAAUGGGCUUUCGCAAUACUCUCCGUCUAACCGGUGUCAUUGCCGCCGUAUUCAUGUUUGCCGCAGGUUGUGUCAUCGGCUGGGAGCCCUCAAUGGCCGCACAACUACACGCUGAGAAUGAGGGAGCUUCUUGGGUCACGAAGCUAUGUCGAAUUCCACUACCAGACUGGAAAACCGCAAAGCAACGCAAGUUUAUUGCACAAGCCUUGGGUACUGCUCUGCAGAGCGCGGCGUACGCGACUCCUGUCUUUUUUUUGGCCUCGUAUGCAAAGACGCUUGGGUACAACGAUGUCGAUGGCGCAAACUUUACAGCUGUGAGCAAUGCCAGCAAUGCCAUAGGAAAGAUUGCUGCUGGCUUUAUUGCGGACCGCGUAGGACGACUCAAUGCGUUCUUCCUCACCACAUUCCUCAGUACUGGAGUCACAAUGGGACUGUGGGUUCCCAGCACAAUCGUUGGGACGAGCAAUAAGGGCGUUGGGAGGUCUCUUUUUAUUGCCUUUACAGUUCUAUACAGCAUCUUUGCGAGCCCAUACGUCAGCCUGUUCCCAGCCACUCUGGUCGAGCUUUUCGGUGUAUCGCAGUUGCCACGCGUGGCAGGAAUAAUGUAUAUGAUGCAGGGCGUGGGAGCUAUAAUUGGAACGCCAGUCGCUGGAGUUUUGAUCAAGGAUUCCAAGACGGCCAGGAGCUCUGAUGACUACACGGGAAUGGCGAUCCUGGUCGGUGGCUUGUUAUUUGCAACCACUGUCAUGGUUGCCUGGGUACGGAUAGAGGCUGCCAAGAGUCACACCGGCGAGAAGCGGCAGAGGAAGUGGAAGUUGUAGUGUUUAUUAUAUUGCUAGCGUGGGAUUGUAGUACUCAGAAAUCUGCAAUAUGGAGCUGGAAACAAGAAAUAUAAUUGCAUAAAAGUCA